Molecule: messenger RNA, 6449 nt
Organism: Conger conger (European conger)
Lineage: Eukaryota; Metazoa; Chordata; Actinopteri; Anguilliformes; Congridae
Product: zinc finger FYVE domain-containing protein 9-like
Exons: 19
Coding region: 492-4151 (1219 amino acids)
Biological process (GO): endosomal transport
Cellular component (GO): early endosome membrane
Molecular function (GO): metal ion binding
Source: RefSeq, a predicted model, not a curated record
UUGGUUCAAAAAGCGAGCUGCGAUGACUUGUAUUCCUCACCACCAGAAACGGCUAGGGAGCCAAGAUGGAUCACACUGUUCCAGCUUCGUAACCCUCUAUAACGUUUACGCUAAACCUUGGGGGAGGGUGCUCUCGCUGAACUAUUCGACUUAUGCCGAAACAUAAGACAUCGGAGUUCACUCGCUCAGAGAGGUUUACAAACCUGCAAAGAAAAUAGCUGGAAGACGAUCGGAGCGGUCAUAUACAUUAAUAGCUAGACUGUGAUAGUCUAGUUUGCGCGUUUAAUAAAAUAUGCUGAUCUUCAACAGAGGAAUUUCGUGGUACCUGUGUGUAUGAAGAUGAUGAAUCCUCAUGUGUGGUUACUCUGCAUGUCCGUGAUUUGGAAGGAGAGACUACCCAGUGAGAAGCCCAGCCCGUUCCCCUGCGACUGCUGAACAGGACCUGUGAGCAGGUCUGGACGGCAGCUUGGCAGGGUGGAGCUUCCUGACCCAUGGAGAAUUACUUUCAGGCAGAAGCCUUCAACCUCGACAAGGUGCUGGACGAGUUCGAGCAGAACCAAGAUGAGACGGACACCCCGACUCUCUCGGACGCGAAGUGGACCCAGAUCUUGGCGCCGCCGACCCACCUCCUGUCCCUGAACCCGGCCCUGACGCAAGCGGACCUGAGCCCGCACGAGCCCCCGCUCCACUUCAAACCCUUCCUGCCGGAGAGCCCCGGCGGGACGGGGAAGGAGCGCGCCCCCGCCGACGCCGCCCCGGCUCUCCGCAGCCCCCUGUCCCCCCAGCCCAACAUCGGCAAGCUGGUGAGCGGCAGCGGACGGAGCUCUCCCCCCUGCCCCGGGCGGACCCUGCUCAGGGGGGGCUCCGACAGCCCCCCUCCCCCCGCCCUGGAGAACGGCGGCCCCCCCAGCCCCGACCUCAACGGCUGCGCCCCCGUUAACGAGCCCCCCGGCGACAGCGGGACCCCCCGGGAGGAGUCUCUCACCAACCAAACCGGGGCCCCCGACCGCUGCCCCAAUGCCUCCUGGGAAGAGACGGGCGGUUCCGCGGAGCAGGCGGAAUCCCCUUCUGGAGGUCCGCGCCGUUCCCUCCAAGAGGAGGAGAGGGACGUCUCCGUGACGGAAUCGGGCUCCGUGGAGCCCGCUGAGUUCAGCGGUGUUGCCGGGUCUCCUACGGGACAGCAGGAUACAGAAGUGCCCGGCCCAGCCUGUGGCUCUGGGCCUGGAGCGAGAGACGCUACAGAAACAGCGCUCUGUGGGGAGAGCCCCGCUUCUCACGCCAAAGCUAAUUCGGAGAGCGUUUCCAACGGCGGGAUUAUGGGCCGGAGCGAGGGGGACCUUCCGCCUGGGGAGGGCCGCUCCGAAUCCGGGUGGGAGCAGCAGGAGGGAGACGGAAACGACGGAGGGGAGGGACAAGAGGGAACUUUCUCGGUCCACUCGCCCCAUCCGGAGGGCUCCCUCUCUAACGGCGUGGACGCGGAGGAGCGGUCGCCCCAGACGCCCUCGUCGAAGGAGGACUUUGUGACGGAGGAGAAGGAGGUGGAGGAGAGCAAGCAGGAGAGCGGCGACCCGGCGCAGCGGCUGAACAACAGCGGCCUGCAGCCCGUCAGCGUGCCGUUCGGCGGGGCCCGGCCCAAACAGCCCGUCAGCCUGAAGCUGCAGAUCCCGCGGCCGCUGUCCGGCCAGGUCCAGAACCAGCUGGGCGCCUUCAAGAACAAGAACCUGGAGGCCCAGAACCGGGCCUGCGGCAACGGCAGCCGGGAGGGCGCGGGCGGGGCCGGGGCGAACGGAGAAGGCGCGGGCGGUUUCGACCCCGGGGGAGGAGGGUCCCUCGCCUCCCCCACCGGCCUGCACCCGCCCCCGGAGAGCCCCGACAACGACCUGCAGGCGGGGGCCACGUCCAAAAAGCCCCUGAACACCCUGGGGGAGGUGGCCCCCGUCUGGGUCCCAGACUCUCAGGCCCCCGUCUGCAUGAAGUGCGAGGUCAAGUUCACCUUCACCAAGAGGAGGCACCACUGUCGGGCCUGUGGGAAGGUGUUCUGCGCGGCCUGCUGUAGUCUGAAAUGCAGGCUGAUGUACAUGGACAGGAAGGAGGCCCGCGUGUGCAUCACCUGCCACUCGGCUCUAAUGAGCGCUCGUUCGUGGGAGAACAUGGUGAGCGGCUGCAACCAAAGCCCGAACCCAAACAACCCGGCGGAGUACUGCUCCACCGUCCCGCCCCUGCAGCAGGCUCAGGCCUCCGGGGCGCUCAGCUCGCCCCCGCCCACCGUCAUGGUGCCCGUCGGCGUCCUCAAGCACCCCGGCAACGAAGGGUCGUUGCCGCGGGAACAGCGGAGGGUGUGGUUUGCGGACGGUAUCUUGCCCAACGGCGAAGUAGCCGACUCCUCUGACCUACCCGACAUCGGCCCCGACCCCCUCGGAGAUCCAGCGGCACCACAAGAAUGUGGCAAACCUGCUUCGGCCAACAUGUCAGAGGCGGCCCCUGCGCCCUCUGCCCAGGGUUCGGGGGCUCCGAUGGGCAGCCCCGUGGGAAGCUCGGUCAACCUCAUCCCCAAAGACGGGCUCCCACCCAUCCUUAUCUCCACUGGCAUCAAAGGAGGUACGGGGAGCCAGCUCACAGACUACGCGGUGGAGGAGAGGCCCUCUGAGAUCGUGCUGAUGCAGCAGCUGGAGGAGGGCGGUCCUGACCCCCUGGUCUUCGUCCUCAACGCCAACCUGCUGGCCAUGGUCAAGCUGGUGAACUACGUAAACAGGAAGUGCUGGUGCGUGACGACGAAGGGCAUGCACGCGGUGGGGCAGGCGGAGGUGGUGGUGCUGCUGCAGUGCCUGCCGGACGAGAAGAGCAUCCCCACGGACGUCUUCAGCCACCUCGUGCAGCUCUACCAGGAGGCCCUGACCGGGAACGUGGUGAGCCACCUGGGACACUCCUUCUUCAGCCAGAGCUUCCUGGGGAGCAAGGAGCACGGCGGCUUCCUGUACAUCAGCCCCAGCUUCCAGUCCCUGCAGGACCUGCUGCUGCCCAACCCGCCCUACCUCUUCGGCAUCCUGGUGCAGAAGUGGGAGACCCCCUGGGCCAAGGUCUUCCCCCUGCGCCUUAUGCUGCGGCUGGGGGCUGAGUACAGAUUCUAUCCCUGCCCACUGUUCAGCGUGCGAUUCAGGAAGCCCCUCUUCGGAGAGACCGGCCACACCAUCAUGAACCUUCUGGCGGAUUUCCGGAACUACCAGUACACGUUACCCAUGGUGACGGGACUAGUGGUGGACAUGGAGGUGCGGAAGACCUGCAUCAAGAUCCCCAGUAACCGCUACAACGAGAUGAUGAAGGCCAUGAACAAGUCUAACGAGCACGUGCUGGCGGUGGGGGCCUGCUUCAACGACCACGCCGACUCCCACCUGGUCUGCGUGCAGAACGACGACGGAAACUACCAGACUCAGGCCAUCAGUAUCCACAACCAGCCCCGCAAAGUUACAGGCGCCUGCUUCUUCGUGUUCAGUGGAGCGUUAAAAGCCUCAUCAGGAUACCUGGCCAAGACUAGCAUUGUGGAAGACGGAGUGAUGGUGCAGAUCACGGCAGAGACGAUGGACUCUUUGCGGCAGGCCUUGCGGGAGAUGAAGGACUUCACCAUCGUCUGUGGGAAAGCCAACCAGGAGGACAGCCAGGAACAGGUCCAGAUCCAGUGGCUGGAGGACGACCGCAAUUUCAACAGGGGGGUCAUCAGUCCCAUUGAUGGAAAGUCCAUGGAGUCCAUCACCAGCAUUAAGAUCUUCCACGGCUCAGAGUUCAAGGCAAACGGGAAGGUCAUUCGCUGGACAGAGGUGUUCUUCCUCCAGAGCGAGGACCAGCCCAGCGGCCUGAGCGACCCGGCGGACCACAGCCGCCUGACGGAGAACGUGGCGAGGGCGUUCUGCGUGGCGCUCUGCCCGCAGCUCAAGCUGCUGAAGGAGGACGGCAUGGCCAAGCUGGGGCUGCGUGUCACGCUGGACUCCGACCAGGUGGGGUACCUGGCGGGCAGCAACGGGGAGCCCCUGCUUCCCCAGUACAUGAAGGAGCUGGACAGUGCCCUGGUGCCCGUCAUCCACGGAGGGGCCUGCCAGCUCAGCGAGGGGCCUGUGGUGAUGGAGCUCAUCUUCUACAUCCUGGAGAACCUCUCCUAACCCCCCCUCCCACCCUCUCUCCGCCUCAUCCCACCAGCUCGCUCACUUGCACUUCCUAGAGCCUAAAAGCUGUGGCAGAAAAGCUCUUCUCCGGGUCCUUCUAUGCACCGCGUCCAUCUUCCUGACGGGCUGGGGAAGGAGGGGGGGAGGGGCAGCGGGGUUGGGCAGCGGGUGUCGGGGACCCCCCGGGUCUUCCUCCGAGACUGAGACCCUUCCUCCCUCAGCCGCUCACCCCACCGGGCUUCCACACGACAACGCUAAGCCUCAGUGCGCCCCCCCGGGGUCUCCGUUCACAAUACUCCACCGGAGGGCCCAGCGGCCUGCUACUACGCUGGUUAAGAAUCGAGGGGCCGAAUGCUGUUGGCGUGCAUCGCUGUAGCACCCAGGGGUUGACGUGCUGUGAGCCCUAUAGCUGCUUCAAGGGACAGUCUGUUACCAAGAGGACUUCUAAUUCUAUGGUUAAGGCAAACAAGAAAAUAAUUAUUUGUUUCAUUUCUGGUGCUCCGUGCCUGGUAGUCCAGGCUUUUCCGGCUGUUUUCCUGGCUUUGUUAUCGAAUCGUUGAAAGGCUUUACUUAGCGGGGGCGAGUGGGAUUCCUUUCCAGGCAGUGCAUCGGCCCCAUAGCCUGUCCCACCCACACACGGCCCCCGGACACUGGGCCUGGAGCAUGAGCUCUGCAGCCCAAGGACUGCCUGACGGAAGGAACCCCUUCAGGAGCUCAGCGUAAGCAUGCGCACAUCGGGAGUUACUGUUACAGAUUUAGGUCACGUUUUGAACCCGCGGUUCGCAUCCGGCGGCUGUGCUUGGCCGCACCCACCGCCGUCGGUCACGGUCGACGGACGCGACGGUCUGCCUCAGGACACCUCUUCUCUGAAACUGAAGUUGCGGGGGAAGAAGGUGUCGGCGUGUCCGUCUGCCUCCGAGAGCAUCGGAGCAGUGGGCCGCUGAACGCUGUUUUAAAGCGAUCUGCAUGGCUGACGCUACAGAACCUUCCUCCCCAGAGCCUCGUCGUGGGCCCUGUUCUCAGCCGCUCCCAGCCCAGUGCUGGCUUUCCUUCCGGUGUGGGACUUCAGACCCACUACGAGUCAGGAACUCGGGUCCCAGCACUUAAUAUUUAAACAACGCAAAACUCGAGCGGAGGAACCGGAACAAAGAAUAUAAUGUGGUUUUGUUGGAUUAAAGGGGGUGGGGAAACUAUAAGGAAAAAAAAAAAAAGAGGUGGUGGAGAUUGAAGGCUUAUUUCUGCAGUGGGUUUGAUUGUGUUGGGAGAGUUUGUUCAUUAGCGGGGGUCUCCCUCCAUUGCAGCAGGGACACGCCCUCACAGGCAUUAAAAAAAAAUCAGGCUUCAUCAGUGCUCUUCACCCUGCUGUUUCUGGAAGCGCUUGUCUGGCCUUCCUGUUGUCGUAAAAAUCUCCACAAUCACACGUUUGGCAAACCUUUCAAAUCUCACACCAGGCCUUUUGUCCUCGCACAGGGCUAACUACUAUUGGGUUCUGUAAGAGGUCAGUGUAAAUGUGCUAAGAGGCAAACAUGUCAGGGAGAAAACAGAGGGGGACUUGGGUUGGCACUGGUGGCAGCCAUUCUUGUCAAACACCCCGAAUAGAUUGAUGACACUACUUACCAUUGAUAAACCGUAAAUAUAUCCUGCACAAACCAUGCAAAGUCAUUUUUUAAGCUUCAGUGAAGUUUAAGGUAGGUAAAUGCUGCUGCCCGUGUAGUCGUUUAAAUUGCAAUCAGCAAUCAGCCAGAAACGUAUCCUGGACGUAGAAUGUUGGUGGACGGAGUCAAACUACCACAGAUAUUUGAGUAGGCACCUUUACAUUAGCCACUAGCUGCUGCUGAGUGGCAGCUAAGUUUAUCAUUAUCAUUGCACCAUUCAGUGGACCUGCUUUACCAGGACACCUACAAGUGAAUGUAUUUGUUUCAGGAAUGACUCAAUCAAAAGAUAAUUGCAAUCAGCAUUAUUCAAUUUGAAUACAAAAAAAAAAUCAAAAGGGAACAAAAUAUGCAAGCAAAUGAACAAACCAAUUCAGUUUAGGUUUUUCCCAGGGAAAGGAAAUCGAAAGAGAGAAGGCAAGAGGCAAGUCUAACAGAAGGCAGUGUGUGUGAAGAGAGGAAAGCUAGUUGACUACUGGUCCUGACGACUUUGUUACACGCAACACAAACCGACAGACUGUGCUCUCCUUGAGAUUUGGACCUGCUUGUGCCUGGUCUCGGCUGUUACGCACACAGUACUGUGAUUUAGGGGCCUGGAAACAUCACCCUAUGGGAAUCUCCCCUAAUCUCUGGGUUUGGGAGG